This is a messenger RNA of Spodoptera litura, 1350 nucleotides long. The record is from RefSeq and is a predicted model, not a curated record. NCBI's taxonomy places the organism in Eukaryota, Metazoa, Arthropoda, Insecta, Lepidoptera, Noctuidae.
AUGAGUUCGAGGACUGGUGCAGUUUCGGAUAUACAUUACACCACCCCUGGGACUAACAUCAACAAUCAUAGUUCUGGGUUGUUAGACUUCCGGAAUGCAAACCAACCACCACACCAGUAUCCUAUGCAAAAUUUACAAGCUCAACACCCACUGCCACCAGGCAAUUAUGCGCCAAUGUAUGGGGCCCUACCACCUAAUUACUACCAGUCCCAACAACCUCUCCGGCCUAAUCCGGUGUACCAUCCUUCUUAUAGUGGCUAUGCACCCUAUUCAUCUGGUAUUCCAGCAACUUACAUUCAAGAAACCUACAGGGGUACCGAGCCUUCGUCACUUCCUCCGUUGGCACACCACCAGCUUGCCCAGUAUCAGCAGCCCGCCGACUAUACGGAGCAAACCUUACAGGAGAGAUAUGAAAACUUAAGAACAGGAUUUAGUGGGAGCUGCGAGCAGACCUGUGCAUUAGAUCUGACUUCUAGACAUAAUGAGGUAUCACUAGGUACCCCACAGUAUGCACAAAGUUCUAUGCAACAUCCUCAAAACCUUUUCUUUACUGAGGCCGAAGUAGAGCUAUUAAAGGAAUUUAUAAGGAUGGUGAGAUAUAUUGGCAACAGUGUCGAAUAUGUAAGAAAAAUCAAUGAGGCUGUUGGAGCUUCGUUCCCUCCACUGCCACCUGCAGUAGCUGCCCCAGCUGCACUACCACCACAUCUUCCACCACCAUUACGACCACCAUCACCACUGGCCAAUUACACCAUGGCCAUGGACACUCCUUAUUUCCGACCUUCCAUUGUCGACUAUAUUUAUCACCAACAGAUGGUUGGAGUCCCGACUAUGAUUUACCCGUUGCCACUGCAUCAGCCAACCCCAGCUACAGCCACUGUUACGGGACCGACUGCAUCAAGACCAGUAGAUAUCAGCCAGCAGCUACCAUCCAGUUUACCAGUACCUCAGUCUUCAAGAAGAACUAUUCGUGGCUAUGAUUAUCAUGACCGUAGAUAUCAUCCGGCUAGACCACCAGCCGCCGUCCGAAGACAGAUGCAACCCCCUCCACCACCACCACCACCCCCUCCUCCCCCACCUCCCCCACCUCCCCCAGUACCAGAACCAUCACAAGAAGUACAGGCUCCCCAAAGAAAAGACCGCCAUCGGCUUCACCGUCGGCCUUCUUAUAAACCAUAUGACGCCAACGCCAGACUUUUAUAUGACCCCCGAUUACCUUUUAAUAUGGUCGCACCUCGAGACGUCCCCUUACCGCAGAGCUCGCCACCACCUCCUAUUCCACAAAGUGCUCAGCUAUUACAAAAUCCGCCUCAACCAAAUGAACAUAGACCACGGACCAACUACGACGGCUAA